This is a messenger RNA of Geodia barretti, 1991 nucleotides long. NCBI's taxonomy places the organism in Eukaryota, Metazoa, Porifera, Demospongiae, Tetractinellida, Geodiidae. The record is from the annotation of a GenBank genome assembly.
AAAUACACAUCGCAGAUUAAUAAAAGUGAUAUUUAUUAUUAUAGGUACUAUGAUAAUCCAAGGCCUUGCAUCCGUGACAUUCUGGAUAGUGCAUCUAGUUUCACUGCCAGCAUGAACAGAAGUUUGAAGAUGGGUCUGAACAGGGCCUGUCGGAUAACUGUCAACUUCAGAACAGAUGUGUUCCGCUUCCUGUUCAGAGAUAAAGGCACACCCUAUGAACAUGGACCAGGGUAUCUGUAUAACCUGGAGGAUUUUGAUGCCAGCUACUUCCCACACAACUGGCACAAGAUACAUGAUCGUCUGGGUGAUGGGUGCGAAGUGAAAUUCCCUAUACGUCUUCACAACAGACUGAAGUGGGAUGCUACAGUACACAUCAGGGACGAAACAACAGACUGUCUUGUCCAAAAGAAGAAGACAUUUGACGAAGUUUGCACAAUUUGGCUCGUUAAACAGCGCAUUUAGACGUACAUCUUCUGUUUGACCAACAUCCUUCCUGUGUGUAUUGAUAUUACAAAACUGAACAUUUACUUACUAUCAUCUUUUUGUCCCUCUUCUCUGAUCGUCGUUCUUGGAAAGGACGCGUGUACUUUGACCCAACCGCACGUGCCUAUAUUCUAAAUAAAGCACUCUGAAGCACCGAGCUUGGCGUAGACUAGGCAAAAGAAAAGACACAGAGACAGGAAUGAUGCAGCUACUGAGUGAAAACCCCGCAAUGGAUCUGUCCAACUGCUCCAGCCGCUUCUCAGUGCGUAGGACUUCACCGCAGGGAUCGUGCCUGUUGCUGGAGUAGAAGUGGUGUUUGGCUGUGUCAUUGUUCUUCUCAACACCUAUGAUGGUUGCCAUGUUGCCGGAGUUGUGAGGGAACGUGGUACACCAUACAAUGGAUGUAUGGUGUCACGAACUUCUUCUGGAAUCCUUCCAGCCUCUCUUCAUGUCCAAGCUUCAGGAAUUCCUCCAACCAUAGUUUUCCCUAGCAAAAUACGAUGAGAGGGAGCCUCUGAACAGAUGUGUUUGUACAGGGCCAGAAAGUUCUGCAUGUUAAUGUGUUCGUGGCAUGUGUUUGCUGGAAAGAUGGAGUGUAGCUUGGUUGGGAGCAGCUCUAGUACCAUCAGGUUCUGGGCUCGAUUUAGAGAAGUCCACUCGUACAUGCCAGUAACUCCCUUCCCAUUCUCGUUCCGCACCUACAUAGGUUAUAGGACUGAACCAGUUGUUGCAGCUCUGGGAUGUGUGUGCCUCUCCUUCCCCUCCGUAGUCCACUCUCCUGGUCCAGGUGAUCAGCGAGGUGAAUGAUGUUUCUCACCAGCACAUCAGAGACUCUCAGGAGCUUGGAGAAGGCACAGUUUGUUGUGAGGGAGGACAGAGUUCGCAGAGUUCCAUUGGGAGGAGGUGUGUUGUACACAGCCUCUGGUACACUUGUAUCCCACCUGUGGAACCAAAAAUUGUAAACUGUAUGUUCCAUAAUUCAAGUAUAACCUUUUAUCCUUUGCCACUGUGCACCACACACAUGCGUAUGUGGCGUUGGCUUUGUUCAGCCCCAUCACAAGUGCAAGGAACUAAGAGAAAUAGAGUGAACAGUAGGGUUAAAGUUAGUAAUCAGAAGUCAAACCUACCUUAUAGUCUGAACCAAACACAAUGUCCAGCUCUACCUCACUCCCAUUGACAGACAGCUUUGGGUUGCUUAUCAGCUCAUUGAGCUCUUCCCAGACAGGCUCAAAACAUGCCUUCAGGAAUUCAUACUCCUCUGCCCCUCUCACUGAAGCGAAGGUGUGGUUCCCUGCAUGAACAUUGUUGGCGAGUCCUGGAAAUGAAAAUGUCAGGAAAACCAUGGUGGCUGAUGCAGCUAUUACAGCACCAUCCCCUGAGAAUUUGAUGGUCACUCUAGAUGGCUGUGCUCCUGAUGUCGCAAGCUGAAGUAGUGGUUUUCAUUUUAUGACAACGUUUAGUUUAAAUACUUACAGUGUCCCCAAGGGUCUUUGUUACUGUGUUUCUUA